Molecule: messenger RNA, 825 nt
Organism: Triticum turgidum subsp. durum (durum wheat)
Lineage: Eukaryota; Viridiplantae; Streptophyta; Magnoliopsida; Poales; Poaceae
Source: the annotation of a GenBank genome assembly
AUGUCCAUGGAGACCCCGUUGGCGCGAGUGACGGAUGACCUGAUCAAGGGGCGGGAGUUCGCGACGCAGCUGCAGGGCCUCCUCCGGGACUCCCCCAAGGCCAGCGGCCUCAUCGUGGACCAGAUCCUCCACGCCUUCUCUCGCGCCAUCCACGCCGCCAGGGCCGCGGCCGCUGCCAGCGCCAGCGAGAGGUCCUCGGACGUGCACAGCGAGGUCACCGACGGCGCCAGCGGCGGCGGGAAGAGGAAGCCCGCCUCCGCCGCCGCCGGAGGAAACGGGAGGGCCUGCCGGAGAAGGACCCAGCAAUCGUCCGUGGUCACGAAGAGCAUGAAGAGCUUGGACGACGGGCAGGCAUGGCGCAAGUACGGGCAGAAGGAGAUACACAACUCCAAGCACUCGAGGGCCUACUUCCGGUGCACGCACAAGUACGACCAGCAGUGCGCGGCGCAGCGGCAGGUCCAGCGCUGCGACGACGACGAGGGCAUGUUCAGGGUCACCUACAUCGGCGUGCACACCUGCCGGGACCCCGCCGCCGCCGCCGCGGCGCCGCACGUCCUCCACCACCUGACCGGCGCCGCCCAAGGCCUGCACGCCGGCUGCCACCUCAUCAGCUUCGCGCCCGGCAGCGCCGCUACCGCUACCCAUGGCACCACCACCAGCACGGCGACGGGGUCCGGCCUGCAGGGCAUGAAGCCUGACAGCGGCGACCAGGAGGAGGUGCUGAGCAGCCGCACCCCCGGGAGCUCAGCCCUGCACAGCACCGCCGCCUACUUGGCCCGACCAGGGAGACGUGACGUCCACCCGGCAAUACGGCGGCGCCGUUAG